CUCCUGUGUUUGGAUAUUUCCUUUCUACGGUUUAUCUUAUGCAGUAAACUACAGUAGCCUCCUUCAAUGGCGUCUGCCACCGUUCCAUUCGUCGCCUUCUCUCCAAUUCAAUUUCAAAUUCAAACUCGCCAAUUCACCACAGACGCCUCUACCACUUCAGCAUCAAACAGUUCCCCAAACGGGCCGAAUUUUCGGCCCUCCGUGUUGCCGCCACCGAAGGCGUUCAUCCGAUGGACGGAUUCGUUAGAAACGACGGCGUAGAGAAUAAGGGAACCGGAGAGAAAAAAAUGGAUGCUUCUCAGUACGAAGCCUUGCUCAAAGGUGGUGAGCAGGUCACCUCCGUUCUCGAAGAAAUGGUGAAACUCUUGCAGGAUAUGAACAUGGACGAAGCUUCUGAGGAGGUGGCGGUGCAAUUGGCUGCACAAGGAGUGAUAGGCAAGAGAGUUGACGAGAUGGAGUCGGGUUUUAUGAUGGCUCUCGAUUACAUGAUACAACUUGCCGAGAAGGAUCAGGACGAGAAGAGGAAGUCUCUGUUGGAGGUUAUAAAGGAGACUGUAUUAUUUCAUCUCACAAAAAAAUACCCUCCUCAUGUAAGAUAA
Molecule: messenger RNA, 599 nt
Organism: Erythranthe guttata (spotted monkey flower)
Lineage: Eukaryota; Viridiplantae; Streptophyta; Magnoliopsida; Lamiales; Phrymaceae
Source: RefSeq, a predicted model, not a curated record